AUGUCGGAUGGACGGUAUUCACAGGUAGAGAAUAGUAAUAAUAAACGACUUGAUGAGUUGGUUGGUAAACUCUCAACCUUUAGGAAUAUAAAUAUGGAUAUCGGACGUCAGGCGGAGUCUGAUCUUUCACUGGUGGAUUCGAUGCAUAACUCCGUGGGGGCUCUUUUUACCAAUAUCAAAAAUUCAUCAAUGAGAUUAACUAGGUCUAUUUCAGCGGGGAAUAAUAUAUGGAAGGCAGUGGGGUUGUCGUUGUUGUUCUUCUUUAUAAUUUACAACAUAUUUAAACUGUUUUAA
This is a messenger RNA of Eremothecium sinecaudum, 294 nucleotides long. It is a transcript of the gene SFT1, whose product is annotated as Sft1p. The transcript is spliced from 2 exons. NCBI's taxonomy places the organism in Eukaryota, Fungi, Ascomycota, Saccharomycetes, Saccharomycetales, Saccharomycetaceae. The coding region runs from base 1 to 294 and encodes 97 amino acids. The record is from RefSeq and is a predicted model, not a curated record.